Messenger RNA from Nematocida minor, 549 nucleotides. RefSeq lists its product as uncharacterized. The coding region runs from base 1 to 549 and encodes 182 amino acids. The transcript has a single exon. Gene Ontology annotation, molecular function: nucleic acid binding; zinc ion binding. NCBI's taxonomy places the organism in Eukaryota, Fungi, Microsporidia. The record is from RefSeq and is a predicted model, not a curated record.
AUGUCAAGUUCACUUGGGGGCUACAUAGAAAGAUCGCCAAAACAAAUACUCUAUGAGUUAGAAUAUUACCUAAGAAGAUGGACAAAAACAAGUAAAAACAUCCAAACAUUAGAAGACCAAUGGGAAGAAGUGGAAGAAAUAAUGAGAAAUCUUGGAAUAAUGGAUUUAUUUAUAGAGAAAGCAAGAGAAAAGAAAAGGGUGCCACUGGAAACAGUAAUAGAAGCAGUACAAACAAGCCUGCAGAAAGCAGAAGAAGCCAGGCAAAUCGAAGAAGGUAUAAUAAAACAAUUCGAAGAAUCAGAGCGUAAGAAAAAAGCUGAUGAAGAAAAGAAAUACCAAAGAAUAAAGGAAGAAGCAAUAACUGAGUAUAUAAAAAAAAGAGUAGGAGAAAAAUAUGAACAAAAGUUCAGAGAAAUAAUGCAAUGGUAUGAAGAAGAAAAGCUCAAGAAAAAGUACCAAAUGGAAAGGAAAUCAAUACAGUGCACCGCGUGCAGAAGAUAUGGCCACAGCAAGGAAGAUUGCAGAAGACCAACGGUAAAUAGGAAAUAA